This is a messenger RNA of Argentina anserina (silverweed cinquefoil), 1197 nucleotides long. RefSeq names its product probable N-acetyltransferase HLS1-like. Gene Ontology annotation, molecular function: acyltransferase activity, transferring groups other than amino-acyl groups. The record is from RefSeq and is a predicted model, not a curated record. Bases 1 to 1197 code for a protein of 398 amino acids. NCBI's taxonomy places the organism in Eukaryota, Viridiplantae, Streptophyta, Magnoliopsida, Rosales, Rosaceae. The transcript is spliced from 2 exons.
AUGAGAUUAAAGCAGGCUGAAAUUCGAUGCUACGAUAGUGAAGCGGACAGAGCUAGAGUGGAAGAGUUUGAACGAAGAUGCGAGGUAGGACCAACGGAGCGAGUAAAUCUCUUCACAGACACUAUGGGUGACCCCAUAUGUAGGAUCAGAAACAGUCCGAUGCAUAAGAUGCUGGUGGCCGAGUUGGACAACCAGUUGGUUGGAGUCAUUCAAGGCUCGAUAAAGUGGGUGACGGUUCAUGAUAAGGCGCUGCCUAGACAGCAUGAGGCCAAUCUGGCCAGAGUGGGCUACAUCCUCGGCCUGAGGGUGGCACCACUCCAUCGUCAACAAGGGAUUGCUUCCAGAAUGGUGUGUUGUUUAGAAGAUUGGUUCAUAGCCAACGACGUAGAUUACUCAUACAUGGCUACCGAGAAGGACAAUGAAGCUUCAGCCAGGCUUUUCAUGGAGAAGUUUGGCUACCUCAAGUUCAGGACCCCUGCAAUUCUGGUGAAUCCGGUUCGUUAUCGUCCCUGCCAUGUCUCUUCCAACGUUGAAAUCACGAAGCUCAAGGUAGAAGAAGCUGAGUUUCUUUACAGAAAGUGUAUGGCUUCGACUGAUUUCUUUCCUCAUGACAUAGACAAGGUGCUGGGUAACAAACUGAGCUUGGGGACUUGGGUUGCUUAUCCGAGGGGAGAGUUUUGCAAUAUCAGGUCAAAUGGGCAAGCUCUACCAAAUAGUUGGGCGAUGAUUAGUGUAUGGAACAGCGGUGAGGUUUUCAAAUUGAGGCUAGGGAAGGCACCACUGUCUUGUCUGUUAUAUGCAAAAAGCUGGAGACUGAUGGAUAGGUUUUUGCCUUGCUUUAAAUUACUGCCUUCUAUGCCUGAUUUUUUCAACCCCUUUGGGUUUUACUUCAUGUAUGGGGUGUACCAUGAAGGGCCAUUGUCAGGGAAACUGGUGAGGAAUUUGUGCCACUUUGUGCACAACAUGGCUAGUACUACAAUUAAGAACUGCCGCUGCAAGGUUGUAGUCACCGAAGUGGGGGGUUGUGACUCGAUACUAAGACAUAACAUACCACAUUGGAAGUUGCUCUCUUGCUCAGAGGAUUUGUGGUGCAUAAAAGCCAUGAAGAAGAAUGAAGCAGACAUAACCAGCCUUCAUGAAUUGACUAAAACCCCACAUAUAAAUAAAGCUCUUUUUGUAGAUCCAAGAGAGGUGUGA